Messenger RNA from Trypanosoma rangeli, 481 nucleotides. RefSeq lists its product as uncharacterized. Lineage: Eukaryota; Euglenozoa; Kinetoplastea; Trypanosomatida; Trypanosomatidae. The transcript has a single exon. The annotation marks the transcript as partial. The record is from RefSeq and is a predicted model, not a curated record.
GUGCAACUGUCUUUGUCCCGCGGUUGCGCAGCGCCCAAAGCAGCCUAUACUUCUCAGUAAGCACCUGUUGCGCUCCCACCGUAGUGGCGCAUGUUCUAGGCAAUUCGGUUGCCCCACUGAUCCGUACCUAUUGCUUCGGGCGCUGCCAGCCCAAGCGCAAAGCCCGCACACUGCGUUCGCACUGUCACAACGCCUCCUGCUAGGGCGCUCGUGGCCCUGUGGAAGAUUGUGGGACCACACAUCCUUGACCCAUGCGCAGGCGCUUCAGCUCCUCAGGCCCCCCCGUCUCCGUGCGACACCGGAAACUCGCCCGCCCACUUUCCAACAGAGCCGCCUGGUAAAAAACAAAAACAAAACAAAACGCAUUUUAAUCAAACAACGCCACAGUUUCGCCACACACCGCGCCGCGGUACUGGGAAAUGUGGCCCAGCAGAACCUCGCCCUCGUCCUCAGUGUUCCCUGCUCUCGACCAUGCGGCUAA